CACAACGACGAGUAAAACGGCCUCAACCUCACUUUCCUCCUCUCCAGACGCAGCACAACAUAGGGAGGCGUUGGUGAGGCGAUACAACAGUAAAAACCUGGUGGAUCCACCAGCACUCCAACCCCCUCGUAGCAAACGGGCGCUCCCAACGGAGGAGAGAAGUCGUCGGGAAGAAAAUGAAAUCAAACAUGCUGCCCCUGUAUUCAUGUCUAUUAUGCGUUGCGGCACUGGCCACCAUCUCGUCGGCACAGCAGCCGACACCGGAGCGAUUGGCCCGGCAGCGGCGCCAGCAUCAAGCUCAGCAGCAGUGGCGUCACGCCGCUAAUCAACAGCAGCAAGCGCAAGCCGGUGCCUGGAAGAAGCUGAAGCCUAUGGCACGAAGCCCGGACGUCUUUGUACCCAACGAAUGGACCUGGGGAAUGGUAUCACCGUCGGGACAGGCAACGGCCGGUCAGCGGCCCACCGGCAGCCCGGGGGCGCUUCGGCCCAACCCGGUUGUCAGCCCGGAGCUCCUCAAAUUCGACUUCUUCCCAACGAAGGCCCGCAACGGGACGGCCACGAACAAUCUUCCCGGGGCGUCCAAUUUCCGUCCGGGCAAGGUUAGGCUGCCCAGCACGUUCAAGAAUCGCCAGCCAUACAACCGGAGGCCAACCCCGGGUGGGAAUCCUAUCACGAACAAGAAACCCUCGGGCAAAAACGGCAUGGUUCCGGACAAAGCACCCCCGAAGAGGGUACCGGGCACCCAGGCCAAAGCACACGCGGCUGGUAAAGCAGGCACGGGCCUAGACUCAGGUCAGGCAUCCAAAGCUGACGGACAAUCACCUGUGGCAGCGGAUGCACCCCAGCAAGGACAAGAAUACGUCAAAAACGCCGCAGAUUCCGCGCAGAAUGCGAAGCGGACCGGCAGCAGCCACCCGGGAACGAUCGAUGUACUGGGCAGCAUUCCAGCUGGCCGUCACUACCAGACAUUCAUCGACGUCCAAGACGGCGGAAACUUCAGUAUCGUCUUCGCGGUGUGCUCCGGUCGACUGGAGAUCGACGUCAGCGUGAACCAGGAGUCGCUCUUUGACUACAGCAACAUGCAGCGACGUCGACGGCAGACGCACGGCCUCCAGUUGCGCUACGAAACACCUUUCGCCCGUAACUCUGGCCCAGAUCUAGGCUCAAACGCGGAGCAAGUCGCUCUGGGCACGUUGACGCAGCUGAACGUCGAUCCAGGCCGCUACUACCUGACGGUCAUCAACGAAGCAACGAAGAACAUAGGCCGGUUCGGACUGUACGCCACGCACCAUCUCGACAGCAUGAUCUACCCGAUUCUGCCCGAGGAGCCGAUGAUCCGCGUGUCGGCCAUCCGGCCCACGCAGAUACUGGUCAGCUGGCCGCCGACGCUGGACGCCGGGCGCAACAGGAUCGAGUACUGCGUGAUGACAACGGAGAGCGCCACGUGGAAGCACCGCGUCGUCACCAACGCCUGUGACAAAUUCCUCGCCGAGAAAUCGUCGUCGGCACCCGUACGAGAGAAGAUCUGCACGACGGAGACCGAGAUCAUGCUGAAACGCUUGCGACCGGCCACGGCGUAUCACGUCGAAGUUGACGCUCGCAACCUGGACACGGAUCGCUAUGUGCCCUACCUGCCCACGGUGGCGGUGACAUCGGAGGCCGGCGUGACGCUCGAGGACGCCGUGGAGCUUCGCGACGCCGCCGUCGACGGCUACAGCAAGCGCGUGUUCACGUUCGACGUGACGCGGCGAGUGGCCCGGCGCGGUCCGCUCAGCGUCACCGUGGCGUCAUGCAACGCGCUGCAUGGCUGGCUGCUCACGCGCGACGGCGUCCACGUGGCGCAGCGCGGCCCGCCCGGCGAGGGGGGAGCGCCCGCGGAGGCAACGUCGCGGCGACAGCUGAUGGUGUCGGACGCGGCGAUGCUGCACGCGCUGCAGCGCACGCCCAACGCCUCGCACCCCGCUCCGUACCUGCAGCAGAGCAGUCACGAAACCCUGGAUGCCGAGCGCGGUGUCUACCAGCUCACUGUCUACAACCACGGCCCGCAGGCUAUGAAGGCGGAUAUAUUCGCGACCACGUCGCUCGCCGAGAAGCCGUUCCCGACGACUCCGACGGACGCCGGCAUCUUUGUGCAGAACGCGAGCUGCGACGCCGCGGUUCUCAACUGGCACGAAGGCCUCGGCUCGACGAACGUCACCUACUGCCUUCAGCUGACGGUGGGUUACGAGCCAUCGCUCGUCAAUAGUCUGGACAGCUGUAACAGUGAGAGCUCGUACUCGGUCAUCUACGAUGACAUGCUACUAGGCGCCGACUGCUCGCCGGAGACCGAGCGUGAGGUCUCCCUGGCAGCGCGGCAUCAUCGCGGCAACAACGCCACCGCCGACCCGGCGAUCACGGCCGAGGUCAUCGCGGUCAACACGCACACGCGCCGCCUGGUCGUCUACCCGCCGUCAACGUUCAUGUGCAACACCAGUGGUAAUACACUGGCGCUUCUGUCCGCGUCCGCAGGGCACCUUAAUCCCGCUGCCGCGAUGGCGACUGCUCUCAUCAUCAACCUCGCAAUGUUACUCUAGGCAUUUUGGUGUUCAUGAGUAACACCAGCGGCGAUGCAUGGGCACUUCUCUCUACGUCCGCACGACGCCUCAAUCCCGCUGCCGCCAUGGCGAUUGCUCUCAUUGUCACCAUCGUAAUGUUACUAGUACUGCAGGCAUUUCCGCAUUGAAGUGUAACAGCAAUGUGCCCGUAUGCUCGUAAACUGUGCACAGAAGUCUUUUUAGUUGAGCCCAAUCUAUUUUUUUAAUUUAAUAUUUUUGCAAGAAUCCACAAGGCCAAUUAGAUGCAGCACAGCAUGCAAGCGAGCGGUGGCAGACCUUACGUACCUUUUGUUUAGAGCCUAUAUUAAUGAUUCCAGCGCAGAACCUUUUGUUCGAUACUAUGCAAGAACUCACCUUGAUUUUAACGAUAAGUAAGUUCGAUACACCUGUUUCAGCCAUAAGAUAGUGCCGAUACUACUGCAUGCAGUGAGUAUUCAUUGUUGUCCUUUUUCGAGCACAGGUACAUGUGGGCCAAAGAAAGAA
Messenger RNA from Sycon ciliatum, 3077 nucleotides. RefSeq lists its product as uncharacterized. The transcript is spliced from 2 exons. The record is from RefSeq and is a predicted model, not a curated record. Lineage: Eukaryota; Metazoa; Porifera; Calcarea; Leucosolenida; Sycettidae. The coding region runs from base 177 to 2573 and encodes 798 amino acids. Gene Ontology annotation, molecular function: protein binding.